Kalmanozyma brasiliensis GHG001 is the source of this 1779-nucleotide messenger RNA. Its product is annotated as Gamma-glutamyltranspeptidase. Bases 1 to 1779 code for a protein of 592 amino acids. The record is from RefSeq and is a predicted model, not a curated record. Lineage: Eukaryota; Fungi; Basidiomycota; Ustilaginomycetes; Ustilaginales. The transcript has a single exon.
AUGACGACCGCACGCACGCCCUUCGACUGGUCCGUCACCGACCCGCACCACAACAACCAGUACAUGCGCUUCUCCUCGCGCCGCUCCACCGUCCUAUCCACGAAAGGUGUCGUCGCCUCUUCCCAGCCUCUCGCCUCCUCCGCUGGAAUCGAGAUUCUCAACGCGGGCGGCAACGCAGCCGAUGCAGCCGUAGCAGUAGCUGCGGCACUCAACGUCACUGAGCCUUGCAACACCGGUAUCGGCGGGGACGCCUUCUGCCUCUUCUACGAUGCCGAAAAACGCACCGUUCGCGCCUUCAACGGCUCUGGUCGUGCUCCUCAAGCAAUGACACUCGACGUGCUCCGCUCCAAGGGCGUCGACGGCAUCGAGAUCCCCAUGAACAGCAUCCACGCCGUCACCGUGCCCGGUGCGGCCGCGACGUGGGUCGACACAGUGGAAAACCUCGGCUCUGGCAAGCUCGGCAUGUCGGACAUCCUCGCCCCCGCCAUUCGUCUCGCUGAAUCGGGCUAUCCGGUUCACGAAAGCACAGCCUACCUGUGGAGUCGCAGCGAGAAACUCAUCAAAGCAGCUUCGCCGAAUGCGGACGAGAUGCUGUUCGAGGGAAGAGCGCCGAGGACGGGCGAGCUGAUGCGCAUGCCGACGCUCGCACGCACCUUCCGCGAGCUCGCCACCAAGGGCAAGGAGGGCUUUUACACGGGUCGAAUCGCUCAGGCCAUCGUCGAUCUCGUUCAGUCCCAAGGGGGUGUGCUCGAGCUCGACGAUCUGAAGGAUCACCUCGGCCGCGGAACGGAAGAGGUGACGCCCAUUCAGUACACCUACAACCACCCGGCCAGCGCCGGCGAUCUGGCCGGAAAGGAGGGCGUGACGAUGUACGAGUGCCCGCCCAACGGUCAGGGUCUCACCACGCUCGUUGCUCUCGGCAUUCUGGACGAGAUGCAGAACCAGGGCAAAGUGGGCGAUCUGGCGCAGGUCCAGCACAACUCGACCGAGUAUCUCCAUGCGCUCAUUGAGGCGUUGCGCCUAGCAUUCGCCGAUACGCGCUAUCACGUCUCCGAUCCCGCACACUCGGAACACGACGUAGCCGCUCUCCUCCUGAACCCAUCCUACCUCGCAUCUCGAGCCAAACUGUUCGAUCCCACCCGCGCAUCUGUCGACCUCGAAAAAGGUUCGCCGGCCAACACGUGCGAUACCGUCUACUUCUCCGUCACGGACCAGUACGGCAAUGCUUGUUCAUUCAUCAAUUCGAACUAUGCGGGUUUUGGCACGGGAGCUGUCCCCGCUGGGUGUGGGUUCACGUUGCAGAACCGCGGUGCGGGGUUCACGUUGCAAGAUGGUCAUCCGAACAACGUUGCACCGCGCAAGAGGCCGUAUCAUACGAUUAUCCCGGCGAUGGCGACGAGAGGCGACGAACUCUUCCUCAGCUUCGGCGUCAUGGGCGGCUUCAUGCAGCCUCAGGGGCAGGUGCAGGUGCUGAUGAAUAUUUUGCAUCAUGGAUUCAGUGUUCAGGACGCGCUCGAUGCGCCGAGGUUCUGUAUCGGAGCGGGCAUGGCCGGGCCGGAAGGCGCGACGAGCGAGGUGUACUUCGAAGAGGGCGUGGACGAGGGCGUGGUGGAGAAGCUGAGGGCGAUGGGACACCAGGUCAAGGUGGUCAGUGGCUGGGGACGGUUCCAGUUCGGAAGGGGGCAGGUGAUUCAGAAGGUUGCCAAUGCAAGUGGGAAGCUCGUCUGGGCUGCGGGAAGCGAUCCUCGAGCCGAUGGGCAGGCGAUUGCUCAGGUUUGA